Molecule: messenger RNA, 3150 nt
Organism: Benincasa hispida (wax gourd)
Lineage: Eukaryota; Viridiplantae; Streptophyta; Magnoliopsida; Cucurbitales; Cucurbitaceae
Product: beta-galactosidase 3-like
Biological process (GO): carbohydrate metabolic process
Molecular function (GO): hydrolase activity, hydrolyzing O-glycosyl compounds; carbohydrate binding
Source: RefSeq, a predicted model, not a curated record
CAAAAGAGGGAUAGUGUUGGUAUUUAGCGUGGGUGCGUGUAGUGUGUGCUUUGGAAUUAAGCAGUCAGGCAAUACAGUUUUCGUUUCAACUUUCUGUAGCCCACUCCCUUAGCCACGCACUCUUUCAUCUAUCUCUCUCGACACUUGUUUCUUCCACUUUCUCAAUUCCAUUUCUGUUUUAACAGCAACAACGAACCUUCAAGGAGCUUCAACAAUGGCGGCCCAUUUUUAUUUCCCUCUUCUACUUGCCUUUCUCUUAGCUAAUUCUCACUUCAUUCACAGCACUGUCACGUACGAUCGGAAGGCCAUUCUCAUCAAUGGCCAAAGAAAAAUCCUCUUCUCUGGCUCCAUUCACUACCCCAGAAGCACCCCUCAAAUGUGGGAAGAUCUGAUUCAGAAAGCCAAAAAUGGAGGCUUAGACGUCGUUGAAACCUACGUUUUCUGGAAUGUCCAUGAGCCUUAUCCCGGCAUUUACAAUUUUGAAGGGAGAUACGAUUUGGUGAGGUUUAUUAAGACGAUACAGAGAGCAGGGCUGUAUGCUCAUCUUCGCAUUGGGCCUUACGUUUGUGCUGAGUGGAAUUUUGGAGGGUUCCCUGUUUGGUUGAAGUAUGUUCCGGGGAUUAGCUUCAGAACAGACAACGAAGCUUUUAAGAACGCCAUGCAAGGUUUUACGGAGAAGAUAGUGGGGCUAAUGAAGAGCGAAAACCUGUUCGAGUCUCAGGGUGGUCCCAUCAUCCUUGCUCAAAUUGAGAAUGAGUAUGGAACAGAAAGCAAAUUAUUUGGGGCAGCUGGUCAUAACUACAUGACUUGGGCAGCAAACAUGGCUGUUGGACUACAAACAGGAGUCCCAUGGGUUAUGUGCAAGGAAGAAGAUGCCCCUGAUCCAGUGAUAAACACAUGCAAUGGCUUUUACUGUGAUGCAUUUUCUCCCAACAAACCCUACAAACCUACAAUGUGGACAGAAGCUUGGACUGGUUGGUUUUCUGAAUUUGGUGGUCCGUUGCAUCAACGACCGGUUCAAGACUUGGCAUUUGCAGUGGCUAGAUUCAUUCAGAGAGGAGGAUCCAUGGUGAAUUAUUAUAUGUACCAUGGUGGGACAAACUUUGGACGCACUGCAGGAGGUCCUUUCAUUACUACCAGCUAUGACUAUGAUGCUCCAAUCGACGAGUAUGGAUUAUUGAGGCAACCAAAAUAUGGUCAUCUGAAGGAGCUUCACAGGGCUAUUAAAAUGUGCGAGCCAGCUUUGGUUUCAGCUGAUCCUAUUGUUACUUCAUUAGGGGACCAUCAACAGGCUCAUGUAUACACUUCUGAAUCUGGAGGAUGUGCAGCUUUUCUAUCAAACUAUGAUACAAAAUCAUUUGCAAGAGUUUUUUUUAACAACAGGCAUUACAAUUUACCUCCAUGGUCGAUCAGCAUCCUUCCUGACUGCAGAAAUGCAGUUUUCAAUACAGCAAAGGUUGGAGUUCAAACUUCACAGAUGGGAAUGCUGCCUGCAGAAUCUACUACUCUUUCCUGGGAAAGUUAUUUUGAAGAUAUCUCUGCAUUAGAUGACAGCUCGAUGAUGACUUCUCCUGGUUUAUUGGAGCAGAUAAAUGUCACUCGGGACACUAGUGACUACUUGUGGUACAUAACCAGCAUAGAUAUCAGUUCAUCUGAACCCUUUCUGCAUGGAGGAGAACUGCCCACUCUGCUUGUUCAAUCGACAGGCCACGCUGUGCAUAUCUUUGUUAAUGGGCAGCUUUCAGGUUCUGUCUCCGGGUCAAGAAAGAGCAGGAGGUUCACAUAUUCUGGGAAAGUUAAUUUGCAUGCUGGAACAAACAAAAUUGGUUUGCUUAGUGUCGCUGUUGGAUUGCCGAAUGUGGGAGGACAUUUUGAGACAUGGAACACAGGAAUCCUUGGUCCAGUUGUUCUCUAUGGACUUCGUCAGGGAAAAUGGGACCUAUCCUCACAGAAGUGGACUUACCAGGUUGGGCUGAAAGGAGAAGCCAUGGAUCUCAUAUCUCCCAGUGGAUUUUCUCCUGUUGAAUGGGUGCAAGCAUCAUUGGCUGCCCAAACACCUCAGCCGUUAACUUGGCACAAGGCUUAUUUUGAUGCUCCUGAAGGAGAGGAGCCAUUGGCCUUGGACAUGGAGGGAAUGGGAAAAGGUCAAAUAUGGAUUAAUGGGCAGAGUAUUGGACGAUACUGGACAGCAUAUGCUCGUGGUAAUUGUAGUCGCUGCAACUAUGCUACAGCAUUUAGGCCUCCAAAGUGUCAGCUAGGCUGUGGCCGACCAACCCAAAGAUGGUACCAUGUACCUCGGUCUUGGCUAAGGCCAGAACAGAACCUGUUGGUUGUUUUCGAGGAAGUUGGAGGAAAUCCCUCAAGAAUCUCUAUUGUGAAGAGAUUGGUGACAAGUGUUUGUGCUGAUGUUUCUGAAUUUCACCCAACUUUCAAUAACUGGCACAUUACAGCAAAAUUUCAUACACCCAAAGUUCACCUCAGCUGUGAACCAGGCCAAUACAUUUCUUCCAUUAAGUUCGCAAGCUUUGGAACCCCAUUGGGAACUUGCGGGAGCUACCAGCAAGGAACUUGCCAUGCCCCUACCUCACGUGCCAUUCUAGAGAAGAAAUGCGUGGGAAAGCAGAGAUGUGUUGUUACCGUAUCCAACAGCAACUUCGAAGACCCAUGUCCAAAUAUGAUGAAGCGAUUAUCGGUUGAAGCUGCAUGUAAUCCCACAACUUCUACAUUUCAAUCCAACUGGGGGGGUUAACUUGAUAAAAACAAAAAGGUGAUUUUAGCUACUUAAUCAAGCGCGGAUUCAGUGAUAUGACUAUACACACAGCACUAGCAAAAGUAAGCAAGUAAAGGAAGGGUAAAGGAAAGGUAUAGAACAAGAAUAGUAGUGUUCAGUCUUCAUCCUGGUUACCUGUACAGCAAAAGGAGAUUGGUUUCAAAUGGUUAGCAGCUGCUAUACAAUAGUGUUUGUUAGGGAAAAAAAGUAUUUGUUUUUGUGUGGGGUGAUAUGUUCAUUCUAGGGCCCUAAGUUGAAUCUGCAACCUUCCUUUCCAUUUUAGAGGGAAGCACAAGCUUUUAUCUAUUUGUCUUCAUGCUAGGAGGGGAUCCUGAUGUAACAAUGUGAUUUCAUUGAAUAACCAGAAACGAAGUUAUUUA